AUGGGGCUGCGCAGGAAGAAGCACGGUGACUCGUGCGACUGUGCGAUCUGCGAGCGAGAGCGCCCCAAGCCCACCUACAUCUCCCUCGACGAGGACUUCUACCACCUCAGUACGCCGAUCGAUGCCGCCGACUUCGACGCAUUCGGUUCUGAGUGCGUCGCCGACGUGACUGACCUCGGACUCUCGUUGCACGACCUACUCACCUACGCUUCCGUGGUUGCCAACUUCGUCACCGAGCAGGGCGUCCGAUUCUGCUUCCCGCUGGGCCCGCCCACGAGUAGCCGCAAGCGCAUCGAACUCGUGAAGGACACCAAGAUGGGCUUGUUCACCGUCGGUGGCGCGCUAUGGCGCCGCAUUGAAGGUGCGGGCCUUGAUCCACGUGUUAUCCUGGUGUCGAGCGAAGAGAAGUUCAAUUCCUCGUCUCUGUUCUCGGCACACGCCGUUGCCGGCAUGUUUCUGUGGUGGAAAAUUUGGAAGAAGGAGCAGUACGCAGCUUCCGAAAAGAAGCGGGAGAUGUACGUAACUGUCGUCAGCGCUGGUCGCGCCAGCCGGCGAUAUGUCUCCCUCCCUGUGCAGCAUCAUCCGUUCGAUCAGAGCACAUACCAGUCGCAGUUGCCGGUAGUCUACGGGAAUACCCGGUUAUCGAUCACGGUUGGCGCCCUGUCAGCGACUCUCCUGCCUGUCGAAACCUUGAGUAGUGCGCAGCAGACUUUGCUCGAGCGAUACUACGGCCAGUCAGCAGCGGGGCAGUUUCUGUCACCAACGGAGGACCCUCAUCUUGCCGCAGGCGGUUACCACGCCUCCUCUUUCUCCUGGUAUCGACUUGGUCAGAGGGCAGUCGUGGACGAUUACUGGGCGGCGAGAUAUGGCAAGGCAGCGUUGCAGCCAAAGGUCAGCAGCAGUCGCGAGAGCCUGGUGGUGAGAAACAUUCCCGAGAGACAGCAGUCCAUCGACUCAGGAAUCGUCGAAGGCGCAAGGAUCACGGAUCCUGCCCGACAGCGUCGCCCUCCCGAGCCACCAUCGCGACCCUCGGUAUCGUCGCUGCCCGAGAUCUCCGAACCGAGAAGCCGGCUAGACGUGGCGGAAGCCGGGAUCAGGCUUGCAGAGACUCGUGCCCUGGACGAGAAGGCUCGCUUGCGCAGCCAGGGCGUCCAGCACCCCAAGCCUCGCGCUUUGUCAGACGUUGAGCGUGACGAAGACCUUCGCAGAGAGCUAAGACGGGUAGAGCAAGAAGCGUGGGAGAGACACCUUGAGGAGCUGCGAUGGCAGGAGAAGAAGAGCAUUGAAGAGCGCCGAAACUUCGAAGAGGCGUACUGUCGCAAAUCCCUGGGCGAGGCUUCAGCCAUGACACAGAGACAGUCCUCCAGCAACUCGGCUUCCGUGCGCCAGAACAGCUAUCCUGACACAGCCCUUAGCCCCAUGGCGAGCCGGCAAUCCUGCGAUGCACGAGUUCCUCCUUGGCAGGAAACCCCUCCUCGCAACGCCCCAAGCCGGGAGUCCUACGACUCGCGCUUGAGUCACAGACUCCAAGAUUCUCUCGCUGCGCCGUCGCCGGAAAGCGAUCUGCGUCAGACGAACAAUCAGCAAGGGCGUCAGACACAAGCAGGCGAUACUGAGACCCAGCGCUUACAUGACCAUCGUCAUCGUCAGGUAUCAUUUGAGCAACGACCACCCUCAAGCUCCGGCGGAUCACAAUCCUCCGCCCAUCGGACCGCUCCAGACAUGUCGAAAGCCACCCUGGCCUGCCUUCUGCUGGCGCACCUACUUCACAACACUGGAGGUGAAAAUGAACAGGACGACCCCAGCCACGGGGCUCCCUCGAGCAGCAGAGCUCCCACUCAAGUCGAGGUGACCAGCCCAAUCCACCGGACGUCCAUCGACAGCUAUCGCCAAUACGCCUGCGACGACCCUGAAGCGGUCGACCUCGAAGACGGGCCGUUCCGGACUUCGCCAGUGCAGCGAAACGGUACUGUGCGCCUCAAUCGUCCCGGUGGCCCAAGAGAUCCGCGCCGACCUUCUGGUCACCGGUCCUCGUUCUCCAGUUCGAUCGCCCCGAGCGAUUCGAUCUCUGUCGUCUCGGGAGUGGAUAGGGAGAACUCACGUCGGGCUGCGACGCCACCCACACCUGCAUUUGACGACCCUCCUGAGAGUCAGCUACCUCCUCCAUCGCCGCCUGUCUCAACCGCUCGGUACGCAUUCGAAAGCCGGACGUCCCUGGCGAGUGCACCCCCAGGGUACCACAGUAACAUAGACGUUCAUCAGCACCACCCAGCUCCGCCGUCAGUCAUUCCAAUCAGCCCUCCUCCACAGUACUCGAUAUCCACUUCGUCAGACCCAACGAGACCGAGGAAGCCGACGACAAUGUAUCAUAACUAUCGCACAGCCCCUGUCCUUCCCCGACCCGACGACCACACGACAGAGGACUGCAAUGUACAAUAG
Trichosporon asahii var. asahii CBS 2479 is the source of this 2439-nucleotide messenger RNA. RefSeq lists its product as uncharacterized. Bases 1 to 2439 code for a protein of 812 amino acids. NCBI's taxonomy places the organism in Eukaryota, Fungi, Basidiomycota, Tremellomycetes, Trichosporonales, Trichosporonaceae. The record is from RefSeq and is a predicted model, not a curated record. The transcript is spliced from 5 exons.